Colletotrichum karsti is the source of this 957-nucleotide messenger RNA. RefSeq lists its product as uncharacterized. The transcript has 2 exons. Gene Ontology annotation, molecular function: cyclin-dependent protein serine/threonine kinase regulator activity. Gene Ontology annotation, biological process: positive regulation of transcription by RNA polymerase II. The record is from RefSeq and is a predicted model, not a curated record. Bases 1 to 957 code for a protein of 318 amino acids. Gene Ontology annotation, cellular component: mediator complex; nucleus. Lineage: Eukaryota; Fungi; Ascomycota; Sordariomycetes; Glomerellales; Glomerellaceae.
AUGGCUGCAAACUACUGGGAGUCGACCCAGCGUCGCUUCUGGCUCUUCUCCAAAGAUGAGCUCGGCGCAGUCCGACAGAAACUCGAAGACGAGAAUGCCGACCUCGCCAAGAUGUUCCCUCUUCCGAAGACGCAGCAGCACCUAGGCAUAUUCUUCAACCAGCAGGUCAACCGUCUCGGCAAACGAAUGGUCGUCCGCCAACAGGCCAUGGCCACCGCCCAGGUCUACAUCAAGCGCUUCUACACAAAAGUCGAGAUCCGCCGAACGAACCCCUACCUCGUCGUAGCCACUGCCCUCUACCUCGCCUGUAAGAUGGAGGAAUGCCCACAGCACAUCCGAUUGAUCGUCAGCGAGGCCCGCUCGCUGUGGCCCGAUUUCCUCGGACUCGACACCUCCAAGCUCGGCGAGUGCGAGUUCUUUAUGAUAUCCGAGAUGAGCUCCCAGCUUAUCGUGUACCAACCCUACCGGACCAUGAAAAACUACCAGCAAGAGCUGGCUCUGACCCAGGAGGACAUCGCGCUGGGCUGGUCAAUCAUCAACGACCACUACAUGACGGACCUACCUCUUCUCUACCCGCCACACACCAUCGCGCUGACCGCAAUCCUGCUCGUGCUGGUUCUGAGGCCGUCUUCUACCAUGUCAGGGUCGAACCAACCCACGGCGGCGGGCAUUGCUGCUGCGAGUGCGGCGCUGGCCCAGGCCCAGGGUAGAGCACCGGGACUACCCCCGACGCCAGGAACUCCGAACCCCGCGGAUAAGGAGAAGCAGCCGGAGCAGAGAUUCGGCCGGGUCCAGAGGUACGGCGCCUGGCUGGCGGAGAGCAAUGUCGACAUCGCCGCCAUGGUCGACUGCACCCAGGAGCUUAUUGCGUUCUACGAUUGUCAUGAGCAGUACAACGACAAGAUCACGCGAGAACAGAUCAACCGCUUCGUCAAAGCUAGAGGGCUUGACAAGUGA